AUGCAUUACGAAGAGUUGCAUCAACUUGACCCCGACGGCGACGUCGAGCUCAUUCUACGAAAUCCAAAUGCGCCUUUCGCCGUUUGGGAUGAAUCCGAAGAUGCUGUUGUGCAGCACCUGAGCGCAUGCGAUCAAAAACUUUCGAUCAAGGCAAGAUACGCGUCGUAUUUUCUCGACUGGUUCAGCAAUGCGAAGCAUGUGUCAACUUUCCCGCCGGAGCUGCUCAACAUCAACAACCCUUUCGACGUGGACGGUUUUGGCGAGCCGGUUCUGUGCAAAUUUCUUCUUUCCUCUCGACAUCUCAUGCUAGCCUCGUCCAUAUUCAACAAGCAACUUUCAGGCCCUUGGAAAGAGUCUCACAAAGACCCUGUGGAGCGGGUGCGACGCAUUGACACAACGGAGUGGCAUCUCGAUGCUCUACUGAUACUUUUCCAAAUCAUACACGGAAAGAACAGUCAUGUUCCACGUUUUGUGGACCUCGAAAUGUUGUCCAAGAUAGCAACCUUAGUUGACUACUAUGAUUGCCACGAAGCUGUUCAACUGUAUGGAGACAUUUGGAUCGACGGCAUCAAAGACAACAUUCCUAACCAAUGCAACCGUGAACUGGUUCUGUGGAUGCUGAUGUCUUGGGUUUUCGCAAAAGAGAAAAUCUUCAACCAAGUCACGAGAACGGCCAUUCUUGAUAGCAAAGGCCCUGUUCCCACACUCGGGCUGCCUAUCCCUCAAUUUAUCAUUGACACAAUUGAAAUUCAAAGGAGAGCGCAGAUAAGUCCGGUCGCUGCUCAGCUUCAAGAUCUUCUUGACUCAUUACGCCACGGCACAGUAGGCUGCAGCUUUGAGUGUUCUGCGAUAUUGCUGGGAGCACUAACGAAACAAAUGCACUCUCAUGAUUUACUGGAACUUUCCUCGGACUCUGCGUACAGCGACUUCAUUGCGUACCUUUCGUUCCCCAAGGUGGUCAACCUAUAUUUCUGGGGCCACCUGCAAAAGUCAUCCUUGUAG
This is a messenger RNA of Colletotrichum gloeosporioides, 1002 nucleotides long. RefSeq lists its product as uncharacterized. Bases 1 to 1002 code for a protein of 333 amino acids. The transcript is spliced from 4 exons. NCBI's taxonomy places the organism in Eukaryota, Fungi, Ascomycota, Sordariomycetes, Glomerellales, Glomerellaceae. The record is from RefSeq and is a predicted model, not a curated record.